CCACAUCGCAACAUCCCCCUUGCGAUUAUACCCCACACCAUGGGCAACCAGGACGACCACCACGACGCUCACGUCACUAACCUCCGCGUCCUACUGGGUUCGAUACUGUCUCCCAAACGUGCUUCUUAUACACGUUCCUCGACCUCAACGUCGGGCACCGCGAGCCCAGCUUUUCCGUCGCACCCUGGCUCCCCUGAGCUCCCUGCCUCGCGUCCGCAGACUCACCCACACGCACACGCAACCGGCGCGUCUAGCACGUCACGAGGGGCAGUGUCGACUCCACCAACACUCUCCAGGGCCGAUUCGUCAGCCUCAAUAUCCGACCAUGUCAGCAUGCCACGGCAUUACGCCAUGGCGCCCCCUCCUGCGACGAGCUCGGAUGUCGAGGGGACAGCCCACAGGCCGUCGCGAGCCGACCUCCUCGGGACGCUGCAGUCGAAGAACACGGCCUGGGACGCCCUUAUCCACGGUUCAUUUGUUUGAGUGCCUGUGAGCGAUGUGUCACAUAGAGGACGGAUGUCCAUUGGUCUGGGACUAGUGCUUGUACUCUGCGGGAUCAUGUAAAAAUACCAUACUAGUUAACUAGUCAACUCUGUAGCUUGGUUUGUUUGAAUGCGAGUGUGCUAUCGCU
This is a messenger RNA of Phanerochaete carnosa HHB-10118-sp, 631 nucleotides long. RefSeq lists its product as uncharacterized. Lineage: Eukaryota; Fungi; Basidiomycota; Agaricomycetes; Polyporales; Phanerochaetaceae. Bases 40 to 483 code for a protein of 147 amino acids. The transcript is spliced from 4 exons. The record is from RefSeq and is a predicted model, not a curated record.